This is a messenger RNA of Microthlaspi erraticum, 1113 nucleotides long. NCBI's taxonomy places the organism in Eukaryota, Viridiplantae, Streptophyta, Magnoliopsida, Brassicales, Brassicaceae. The record is from the annotation of a GenBank genome assembly.
AUGGCUGUGGAGGUUUCGGCUGAUUUGGUGGAGGAGAUACUCUCGUGGGUUCCAGCUAAGAGUCUCCCACGAAUGAAAUCCAUUUGCAAGACUUGGGAAACCCUAAUCGCAGAGCGGAGUUUCGUCAAUAAGCACUUGUCUCACAUGCGUAGCCGUGAGCAACAAUUCACAGUCUUCAACAACGUCUCCAGCUCCCAAGUGUCCUCUUCACUGAUCUCAACAGUUGCUAGUUUGGGAAUCGACUUCAACGAACUCGAAGAACCUAAUUUGAAUCUGCAGAUCAUCGAACCUCUUGCAUCUACAAACAUAUUGGUGCAGAGCAUGCAUCAUUGCGAUGGUCUGUUGCUUUUCGUCUUGCAAACCAAUCUCUUACUCUUGAAUCCUUUUUUGAAACAAGCAAGAUCGAUCAAAUGUGGCAAUGGAUUUGACCAUUCCGUGGAUGCGUACGGGAUUGGAUACAUAAGCAACCAAUCAACAUCAUUCAAAAUGGUUAGGUUUCGUUGUGGUGCUUCUGAUGAUGAUAAAGAUCGUUCAAGGAUUAAAGUAUACGACUUUGAAUCUGAUCGUUGGAGGGUUGUUGCUGAUAAAAGCUUUGAUGACUUCUCAGAGUUCCCAGAGUCGAGUGUUUGUUUAAAAGGAACUCCUUUUUGGAGAGGUUAUCUAAAUGGCAAAACUUUCUCGACGAUACAGAGUUUCGAUUUCUCGAAAGAGAGAUUCGAGACGUUGUUUCUUCCUCCUUCAACGAUUGGGUCAUCAACGUUGGGAAAUUCUCUCUCUUUAGGUGUUUUCAGAGGAGAGAAGCUCUCUCUGUUGCAUAGGUCUCGUUUGGAAGGUAAGGUACACUUAUGGGUGAUGAAGAAGCAUUGGAGCAAGGUGAUGACUGUUGCUUUACCUGAAUCCGCCAUGUCUCCUAGAUAUGCAAGCUACUUCAUUGACAGCAACGGGAAGCUUGUGCUAUCGAUUCGUGAGAUAAAUUCUAUCAAGAUUUACAUUUUGGGGAAAGAUGUCGAGUGCCAAAACGUUGAAUAUUCUCAUGUGAAUCCUUCGGUUGGUGGCUCUGGUUGCUACUAUGUCCCGAGCUUGCUUCAAGUUCCAGGCUUUUCAAGGCGUUGA